Molecule: messenger RNA, 1720 nt
Organism: Menidia menidia (Atlantic silverside)
Lineage: Eukaryota; Metazoa; Chordata; Actinopteri; Atheriniformes; Atherinopsidae
Source: the annotation of a GenBank genome assembly
CUGUUACCCGAUCCGAUACUCAGCUCGGCAUCGUCACAGUCGAUCGUGGGAUCGACACGCCUCCCCACCCACCCCCACCCCCCCUCGCCCUGCACCCCCCUCCCCUCCCCACCCCACCCCGCUCCACCCCUACCUUCCCUCGGUUUCAUCGCCGAGGCUGGAAGCAGCGCGGUGCGACAGAGCGCACGGCACGAGCCUAGCCAGACAGACAGGGGCCCAGCUGAAAUGUCGGAAAGCGGGAGCCAGGACGCCACCGGGGCCGCCGCCGGGGCCUCGAACGGCGGCGACAGCCCGACCAAGCGGGCCCGCAGACCGUCCGUCGGAAACAAAGUGACCGUGGUGCUCGGGGCUCAGUGGGGUGACGAGGGGAAAGGGAAAGUUGUAGAUCUGUUGGCACAGGACGCGGACAUGGUGUGCAGAUGUCAGGGCGGCAACAACGCAGGGCACACGGUGGUGGUGGACUCGGUGGAGUACGACUUCCACCUCCUACCCAGCGGCAUCAUCAACCCCAAGGUCACUGCCUUCAUCGGAAAUGGUGUCGUGAUCCAUCUUCCAGGCCUUUUUGAAGAGGCUGAAAAAAACGAGCGCAAAGGAAAUGGCCUGAAAGACUGGGAGAAAAGGCUGGUCAUCUCAGACAGAGCACACAUUGUGUUUGACUUCCACCAAGCGGUUGAUGGCGUUCAGGAACAGCAGAGGCAAGAGCAAGCAGGCAAGAACCUUGGAACCACAAAGAAGGGGAUCGGUCCGGUCUACUCCGCCAAAGCAGCCCGGAGCGGUCUCAGGAUAUGCGACUUGCUGGCAGACUUCACCCAGUUCUCUGAAAGGUAUAAAGUGUUGGCUCGGCAGUACAAGUCCAUGUACCCAACACUGGAGAUCGACAUAGAGGGAGAGCUGCUGAAAUUAAAGGACUAUGUGGAGCGGAUCAAGCCCAUGGUCAGGGACGGGGUGCACUACAUGUACGAGGCCCUUCACGGCCCCCCCAAGAAAAUCCUGGUGGAGGGUGCCAACGCCGCACUGCUGGACAUAGACUUCGGGACGUAUCCGUUCGUGACGUCGUCCAACUGCACGGUGGGCGGGGUGUGCACGGGCCUCGGCAUGCCCCCUCAGAACGUGGGCGAGGUCUACGGGGUGGUUAAGGCUUACACCACCAGAGUGGGCAUCGGCGCCUUCCCCUCGGAGCAGAGCAACGAGAUCGGAGAGCUGCUCCAGACUCGAGGGAAGGAGGUGGGUGUGACCACAGGCAGGAAACGGCGAUGCGGUUGGCUGGAUCUGGUGCUCAUCAAAUAUGCACACAUGAUCAAUGGCUUCACCGCUUUAGCCCUCACAAAACUCGACAUACUUGACGUGUUCCCAGAGAUCAAAGUGGGUGUAGCAUACAAAGUGGACAACCAGACUAUACCUCACUUUCCAGCCAAUCAGGAGCUGUUGCAGCGCAUCGAGGUGGACUAUGAGACGCUGCCCGGCUGGAACAGUGACACCUCGGCAGCCAGGAGCUUCGAGGAACUGCCUGAGAACGCUCAGAAAUACGUUCACUUCAUUGAGGAGCAUGUAGGGGUGCCUGUUAAAUGGAUCGGAGUGGGAAAAUCUCGGGAGUCCAUGAUCCAGCUGUUUUAGAGGAAGAGGGACGAGAGACGCGGGCGAGAGCGACACACAACAGCGAAUCAACCGUACCCUUCAUCUCAAGCAGCCCCCCCCCCCUACACACACACACACACACUCA